GAAUGUUGAAAGAGAUUGAAUUAAGUCACACAGCUGCUUCUGUCGUCUGCAAAAAAUCAAGGAACAAGAGAACUUGUGAUUUUUCGAAAGAUAUUAUAGUUGUCGUUGCGCUUCUUGGAAAUGUUGAAACCAAUGAACUUGGAUUUUGGCAGAGUUUCUGGGUGAGGAGCAAAUGCUUGGAGUCGUGUGUAAAUCUCUUAAAGCGGCUUACAAUCUUGAAACAUGUGAUGUAGAUGGAAGUGUGAAGGGUUCCACUGGUCUUCAAGCACUGGCUUCGGGGUGUGGUAUAUCUUUGGAUUGUCGUUAUUCUGUUAUCUGUCUUGAAGAUACAAGGCCAUAUGAAGGGGAUUAUGACAGUGGGGAUCCCCAGAGGAUGCUUCUGUUGCCCAAUACUACAUUGCCAAAUGGAAAUUGUCCACCGGGGUUUAUAGGUUAUGCAGUCAAUAUGAUAUAUUUGGAUGCCAAUCAGCUGUACACAAGGACUUGUGGUGGUAAAGGUCUUCGGGAGACCUUGUUCUAUCAUCUUUUAGGGGAGGUCCAGGUCUAUAAAACCAGGGAAAGCAUGAUAAAGGCACUAGAAAAAUCUUGCAUUCAGCACGGUGCAGUUUCAUUGGACGGAGGCAUCAUCAGAGGAAAUGGAGUUAUUUCUCUAGGACGUAGGGAACCCUCUAUCCACUUUCCUGUUGCAUCGAAAAGCCAGUAUCGUCGUUCAGCCAAGACAAAUAACCAGCGCAUCCAACGCCUGAUUGAUGCAAAGAAAUCCAUGUUGAGGACUACAGUUGACAAGCUCGACAAAAAAAACGAAAUGUAUGAGCAGGACAUGAAAAAGUACCAAAAAUACAGAGACAAGUAUACGAAAUUCUUAGAUCAGAAGGGUCCGUUGCUGCGAUAUUUCAAUGAAGUUGCAUCAAACUCCCCCAGCUGACUGUACUGCACCUUCUGAGUUGGUCUUUUGCAGUGGUACUCAAAUUUUUUGGAGUUCAUAGUUAUAAUUCAUGCUUUUCCCAGUUGAAAUCAUGUAUUUUGUACAGAAGAAUAAACUUGAUUGAUGGGUUAAAAAUCUAGGUGAUGAACCAGCUUUUUUGCAACUUUCUGCGGUACAUACAUAAAGCAUUGAUCAUUGGAUA
Daucus carota subsp. sativus is the source of this 1127-nucleotide messenger RNA. RefSeq names its product protein DEFECTIVE IN MERISTEM SILENCING 3-like. Gene Ontology annotation, biological process: chromosome organization. NCBI's taxonomy places the organism in Eukaryota, Viridiplantae, Streptophyta, Magnoliopsida, Apiales, Apiaceae. Gene Ontology annotation, cellular component: chromosome. The coding region runs from base 173 to 925 and encodes 250 amino acids. The transcript has 4 exons. The record is from RefSeq and is a predicted model, not a curated record. Gene Ontology annotation, molecular function: ATP binding; protein binding.